This is a messenger RNA of Cuscuta campestris, 833 nucleotides long. NCBI's taxonomy places the organism in Eukaryota, Viridiplantae, Streptophyta, Magnoliopsida, Solanales, Convolvulaceae. The record is from the annotation of a GenBank genome assembly.
AAUCAUCUUUUGGAACUCGAAAAUGUUGGGGAAGCACGGAACAAAGCACAACGGAAGCGUAUAAAAUCUUUUCCCCAAAUUAAUGAGAUGAAUAACAAGCACAAUGAACUCUGAAAAAAUCAGCAGCACACACACAAAUAAAUGGCAGCGAUAUUAAAUUAGAUGACACAGGAUUUACGUGGAAACCCCAAAUCGGGGAGAAAACCACGGCCGCUCAACAACGGCUCCCAAACUUCCACUAAUCACCAAGAAUCAAGUGGGUACAACAAGUUCUCCUCUCUAGUAAACACUAGAGGCAUACACAAUCAUCAAGGAGCAACCUUGGAGCAACAACAAUCAACAAUUCACCAAAAAUGGAGUAAAAACUCCAAAAACGCAGGUGUUCUGAGAACUAUUAUUCACCAGAUUUUACUUAAAUUGGACCAAAUUAGGACUGCAGCCUGAUCCAAUUUAAAUUGAUAUUCUUUUAAAGUCCAAAGUGCUUUAAAUAGCCGAACUUUUCUAGAAACCAAGUGUCACUUGAUUAGUGCUUGCUGCCUCGUUAAGUGGUUUUUGCUAAUCAAGGUUCUCGAACUGAUUUUGUUAAAUAACCGUAGUGUUACUGCAAGAUUGUUAUGGUGAUGUUUUCCAAAGAUUUUAUUGCGCUAUUCUUAGUAGUAACUUAAGGGUUGGUCUUUGGGUUGCUAAGGAUAGUAGGGUUUAGAGUUAGGGUUGGUCUUAACAUGAGCUAAUAUGAAUGGGAAAAUAGGGAAGAACCGUUGGUGGACCUCUUCUUCAGCCUAACCCUGAGUUUAAUUAGCAGUUUAAUUUCAGAAUCAAGACAUGAUAAAUUA